CUUUCCGUUCAGCUCUGACCUCUGAUGCCAGAGUUACUUCCGUGUUCCGCUCACCUGUUACACCUGUGUUACCGCUCUGUACCGGGUAUAGGUGCGUCUCCAGCUCCGCCGGUGCACCUGCUGCGUUAUCGUGCCAUGACCGAGGAGUUCACGACUUGCGAUUUAACAUGCUCGUCUCCCACGGGUGAUCCGAGGGGGAAAAGCAGGAAUAUGGACUGUGAGCAGCCUAUUUUCUCCGCGUUGGGCUGCGGUGGGAAGCAGCAGGAGGCGGGGGGCGGCAUCGCGCCGGCGAGCACCUGCGUCGUCCGCGACGGCAGCGGUGGAGCCGCUUCACCCACGGCGACCCCCUCCGACACCGAGUCCGGGAUCUUUUCUGUGGAAUGUGAGCUCUGCGUGGAGCACGAAGCUGAGCUGCAGUGGUUCUGUGGGACCGAGCAGAAACUCAUCUGCUCCAACUGCGCCAUUGUGGGCUCCUGCCAGGGACACACUGUGACCCUUGUGGCCGACAGAGUUACCGCAGUCAGAAACCAGAUGGUGGAUGCCUGUGAGAAAAUGCAGCUGCAGGCCAUUAGGAUUGAAAGGUUUAUCGAGCAGACGCUGACGGCCAAAGAGCAAAAUGUUCAGGCAGCGGCGAGCAGGGCGAGGGAGCAGGUCCUGGCCCAGGUCCGCAUUGCCCGUGAAGCCCUGGAGGAGGAGGAGCAGCGCCUCUUGGAGCAGGUGCAGACAGAGGAGGAGCGGGUGGAGCAGUGCCUCCUCACCCAGAGAGCCCACUGGAAACAGUCUUUGGCGAUUCUGACGCAAACCCGUUCCCGUUUGGUGAACACGCUGACGCACACUCCGGACACACAACUAGUGACCAGUGUCCAGGAGAUAGUUGAAAGGAUGGAGGAAGCUGAUGGGGUUGGGGAGCCCUGUGACACAGGCCAUCUGAACCUGAACCCAAGCUGCAGUGACAGCAAGCUGCUCCGAGCUCUGUGGGCUACUGCAGUACUGCUGGGGCCUAACGUUUAUGGAUUACCCAAUUUAAAGUUUGAUGAGCGUACCGUCAACCCUCGUCUGUGCCUCUCUGAUGACUUCUGCACUCUGACCUACCAACACAAAAAACCCAGCCAGUCUCCAACCUACGACCCGGCACGGUUCGACAGUUGGCCCAACGCCCUCGGUUCGCUGUCCAUGUCCUCCGGCACCCACAGCUGGGUGUUCGACGUCGGCCAGAGCGGUGCCUUCAAGGUCGGGGUCUGCUACGCCUCCAUCGGGCGCAAAGGCUCCGGGAACGAGGCCCGGCUGGGCUACAACGCUCAGUCCUGGGUGCUGUCCCGCUACGACGGAGAGUACUCCUUCUGCCACGCAGCCACGAAGGUGCCCCUGGAGGUGGUGAGGAGUCCCCGGAAGAUCGGCAUUCUGCUGGACUGGCCGAGUCAGACGCUGCUGUUUUAUGAGCCGGACUCCAACGCCAUACUUUACUCUGUCACACAACACUUCAGUGCUCCGCUGCUGCCGGCGUGUGCCGUUACUGACCGCAGUAUCACCAUACUACACUGACAGAGAGCACACAUGAUGGCAAAGAAGAAAAUAAUGUGAAGAAACGAGAGGGAGAGACAACUUUCUCCAAUGUUUUAUGAUCAGAUCGUGCAAUAAUGAGAACAGUCACAGCAUCACUGAUUUCUUAUUUUUUAUUACCAGUUUUUAAUCACUGAAUAGCUCAAAUUUCUUUGUGUGAUUAUAGUAUAUUAUAUUAUACAGUAGCUAUUUUGACUGACUGAUUGUAUUUUUUUAUAAAGAUUGUUUUUGAUAAUGAUUUCACAUUCCACAAGACAGAAACUAUGAGUUACAUCCAGGAUGUAACUCAAAUAAAUGCCAUACAAAAAUCAUUUUGUAUUAAUAUCAUUCUGCAGGUUAUUUGUUGAGUAAACUUAUUAUUACAAA
Molecule: messenger RNA, 1926 nt
Organism: Mugil cephalus (flathead mullet)
Lineage: Eukaryota; Metazoa; Chordata; Actinopteri; Mugiliformes; Mugilidae
Gene: bspry
Product: B-box and SPRY domain containing
Exons: 6
Coding region: 25-1542 (505 amino acids)
Molecular function (GO): zinc ion binding; protein binding
Source: RefSeq, a predicted model, not a curated record